AUGGCUGAAGCGGCUUUUUUCUAUAGCACAACGCUCCAGAAACCUAACCGUUCAAAAGCACCAUCAACACAUACAAACUUAUCCAUACUUUCGCAAGCCCUACCCAUCCGACCAUUUUGCAGGAGCAAAAUCCCUCGAUCAAGAGCACCAUCAAAAUCAAGCUCAGAAGGAAACGACUUACAAGAAAUAGAACCCGAGCCUCCAGUUGCACUACAUAAUCUCCAACAAAUCCUCUCAUUCCCAAGCAGUCUCGUGGGAAGUCCGAUUUUCAAAAGCGAUAAGAGUACCGCUAACGGUUCUUUUUCCUUUUCCGAGGCAUUGAUAAACACCACUAGCUCGACACCGGAUGUGGGUAUGCUUUCAACCCCUUUAGUCAAUCACAAACACUCCGUAAAUCAAAGCAAUAAAGCCCGGGCCGCAGCAGAAGCAGAAGCGAAAGCGAAGCGCAAAUCAUCAUCGACCUCGGGCCAUUCAACUCACUACUUCAAAAAUGCAAGCGGAGUGGAACGGUAUGCCUCCACCAAUUCCGCCGCCCACCAGCAGCAAAGAGGAGAUUCAGAUUCCGCAGACAGAGCAGGUAGUAUUUCUAGCACAACAGGUUCGAGUCAAAUCUCGAAAAUAAAUUCGCGAGAUCGAGAUCAAGGUCGUGACCCGUCAGGGUCAUCAACAGAAGCUUCCAUGGCGCAACCAUUCACCAAACGGCAUGGUCGCCGAUAUCUGCGAGAUCCCUCGUUGGCAUAUCCCCUACCAUGCGAUCUUCCCGAAAUCCAUCGCCAGACUUUACGAACGAUGUUAUUAUGUCAGGUCUUCAAUGGCCCGACAUGUUCAUCAGCUUUCAACAGCAGACCCCCGAAACGAGUACUCGAGGUUGCUUGCGGCACAGGCUUUUGGAGUGUGAUGUGCCACAAACAUUUUGCGCAUAAAGGUCACUCCUCGAUACAAUUUACGGGUAUAGAUAUUGCACCGCUGGCUCCUCGCAUGGAUGCCGAUGAUGAUAUGAAUUGGCGUUUCGUUCAGCACGAUUUGCGAAAGACGCCCCUCCCCUUUCGCGACGAAGAAUUCUCACUUAUCAUGGUUAAGGACAUGAGCAUGAUAUUAUCUACAAAGGAUAAUGAACGCUCACAGGCUUUGAUGGACGAAUAUUUACGGAUAUUAAAACCUGGAGGAGUCCUGGAGGUUUGGGAUGGCGAUCAUACUAUUCGAAUGCUUUUAUCACACGCACCACCUGCCACGCAAGACGAAGACAAUUCUAAUCAAGCUCACAAACAAAUAUACACUAAUGCCAUGGGCGCAUACACUAUUACACCACAAACACCUUUAGCAACGCCACAAAAUCAAUAUCUUAUCGACUACAAUACAUGGAUAUCCAAAGCCCUCGAAACUCGAGGUUUACCCCCUAUGCCUUGUACAAGUAUCCGAGCUAUGCUGCUUCAAGAAGCCGAAGUCCUUGAACAAAUCGAAAGUCGAAGACUAGCAAUCCCGCUUGGUGAAGUACGUUGGGAGCGUGAAGGAGUCGGCGGACCCGCCACCUCCACUAAUGGACUUGACGGAUCGAGAGGCAAAGCCAAGGAAGCUGAUCGAAAGCAUCUUACACCAGGACAAGCUGCUCUUCGCAGAACCGCAUUGAUGAGCAUCAUACAACUGGUCCAGAGUCUGGAACCACUAUUGAAGGAAGCGAGUGGAAAAAAUAUGGACGAAUGGGAUCGUUGGCACGGAAACUUGAUGACGGAUUUAUUGAAGAAUAAUGGAACAUCUUGGGGAGAAUGCCUUGAAGUCGGUGCUUGGUGGGCGAAGAAAAAAGACCCGAAGUCUGAUUCGAGUAAUUGA
Sclerotinia sclerotiorum 1980 UF-70 is the source of this 1827-nucleotide messenger RNA. RefSeq lists its product as hypothetical. The transcript has a single exon. Bases 1 to 1827 code for a protein of 608 amino acids. Lineage: Eukaryota; Fungi; Ascomycota; Leotiomycetes; Helotiales; Sclerotiniaceae. The record is from RefSeq and is a predicted model, not a curated record.